UUCAGGUAAACCCAAUAGGUUCGCGGAUUUUUGAAUUCAGAUUUGAGCAAAGACGAGGAUAAGCGAACCCUAGCUACUAGCUAGUUGAAGGUUAAGCUAAGUUAGAUUUGAGCAGGAAGGCUCGACCACGAGGCUUCGUCAAGCUCCAGUUUUACUAUGCUUAGGGCCAACACUUUCUGAUUGAUUCUCAUCAACUCCACUUCACUUUUCCCUAGCUCGCAGUUCUUCGGAUGACAAGACAGAUUUAACUUUCGAAUGUUGGAGCAAAAUGGAGCUUGUGGGACACUGCUCACAAUUCGGAGAAAUUGCUGACUUGGUUUGCUUCAUUGUUCUUUUAUGCAAUAAUUUUUUUUAUCAUUAUCAUCAGAAUGGAUGCUGAUGAUAAUUAGAUAUCUGGGUGGAUAUUUGUUGCAUUGUUUCGUACAUAGGGAAUGGAACUUGGUUUCUCUGUUAAUUUGAUUCUAUUAUUUGUGCAUGCAGUGAAAUUAUUAUAUUAUUUGCUUUCCGGUAGUGGAAAUGAGCAGCCGCUUCUCUCGCACAAUCUAUGUUGGCAACCUACCCUCAGAUAUAAGAGAAUGGGAGGUUGAAGAUCUUUUCUACAAGUUUGAGGAUCCCCGAGAUGCUGAAGAUGCAAUCAGAGGUCGAGAUGGUUAUAACUUUGAUGGUUGUCGUUUGAGGGUUGAGCUUGCACAUGGUGGUAGAGGACAAUCCUCAAGUGAUCGUCGUGGUGGGUAUGGUGGUGGUGCAGCUAAGUUUGGUGUAUCACGUCACUCUGAAUUUCGAGUUAGUCCGCGGGCUCCCUUCUUCUGCUUCCUGGCAAGAUUUGAAGGAUCACAUGCUAAAAGCUGGUGAUGUGUGUUUUGCAGAAAUUUCACGUGACAGUGAUGGUACUUUUGGUAUUGUUGAUUUUACCAAUUAUGAUGACAUGAAAUAUGCUAUUCGUAAACUUGAUGAUACCGAGUUUAGAAAUCCUUGGGCUAGAGCUUACGUUCGGGUGAAGAAAUACGAGAGCAGCCCUUCCAGUAGUAGUGGGAGUAGAAGUAGAAGCCGCAGCGUUAGAAGAGACCGGAGUAAAUCACAGGAAAGAUGUCCGUCCAAAUCACCUGUUAAAUCCAGAUCUGCCUCUCCUGUCAAGUCACCCAGAGAAAGAUCAAGGUCAAUAUCAGUAUCACCUGACAAGGCCCGAUCGGUGAGGCAUUGAUAUUCAUACCGCAUUAAAAACAUAAGUCCGGUAUUGCUUGCAGCUUAAUGGAGUUUUAGGGUAAAUUUUGUUGAACGUCUUAGCACAGUAUAACCGGAUACGGUCCAUGUGGGCAAGUUUAGCUAGGUGUGGCGGUGUUUAUUGGAGGCGAAGCAACUAUCUCUGAACGCUAAUGGAUGAACUAGGUUUCCUUUUGUUUCAUUUUGAUACUAUAUUUGAACACUAGUGGACAAGCUAGCUUGAUCUAUGACACUCUUUGACAUAUCCUUUGUUGGUUUUAUCUUGGUUAUCAAAUUAUGCAUGUUGGAUGGGUGGUUUUUCUUUUUUAA
Molecule: messenger RNA, 1530 nt
Organism: Hibiscus syriacus
Lineage: Eukaryota; Viridiplantae; Streptophyta; Magnoliopsida; Malvales; Malvaceae
Product: serine/arginine-rich splicing factor SR34A-like
Exons: 12
Coding region: 692-1201 (169 amino acids)
Cellular component (GO): cytoplasm; ribonucleoprotein complex; nucleus
Molecular function (GO): mRNA binding
Source: RefSeq, a predicted model, not a curated record